Brenthis ino (lesser marbled fritillary) is the source of this 2415-nucleotide messenger RNA. NCBI's taxonomy places the organism in Eukaryota, Metazoa, Arthropoda, Insecta, Lepidoptera, Nymphalidae. The record is from the annotation of a GenBank genome assembly.
AUGGCGUCAGUUUUAGAUUUGGUAAAACAUUACCAACAUUCUAUUGAAAAAUAUCCAAAUGAUGAGCAAAAAAUAUUAAAAUGUAUAGACAAAUUAUACAACUUAGAUGUAAAAGUCCAACACUUACAAGAGACAGGUGUUGGUCGCACUGUAAAUGCUCUUCGAAAAGAACCAGGAGAUGUAGGCCAAGCAGCCAGAGCGCUUGUAUACAAAUGGAAAGUGAUGGUUGCUGCAGAAGAAAGUGACCAAGAAGACCAGAAUAGUGAUACUAAUAGCCACAAUGGACAUGAAAAUGGGAGGGGUUAUGAAAACCAUUCCAGUGAAUCUCGAAGUAAACACAACAAGUAUGAGAAAUCAGACAGAACACCAAAGACUGAAGAUAGACAACAUAAACAAUCAAAUGGUGACUAUGGAAGUAAGAGAAAAUAUGAAAGCAGUGAGGAAGAAGAUUCAGACACAAAAAAGUCAAAAUACUCCAGUACAAAAGAUAACGACUUCAAAAUAAAAUCAGAACCCGUAGAUGAAAGUGAAGGUGACAGUCAAGAUGAAAGUUCACAAAGUGGUAGUGACAGUGAAGACUCACAGUCUUCUGAAGAAGAUAGAAAACCAGAUAUUAAAAUAAAAGUAGAAAGGGUCGAAAAAACUGAGAGUCAUCAAUCGUCAAAACACUCGAGUAGGGAUAAAUAUAGUGACAGUAGAAAUUUAAAAGAAAAGCAAAAGCAAAAUGACGUAGAGGUAAGACACUCGUCUGACAAAUCCUCCAAAGAUAAAUCACACCAUUCUCAUACACAUAAAAGUUCGAAAGAGAAUGAUAGGAAUAAUGACAGAAAAGAAAAAGAUAAUAAAUCCACUGAGAAAGAAAAGAAACAUAGAGAUGAUUCAACAAACAAACAUUCAGAUAAACACAGGUCCACAAGUAGUUCAGAUAAGCAUAAGUCAAGUGAAAACAGUGAAAAGCAAAGGUCUAGUAGUAGUUCAGAAAAACAUAAGUCCAGCAGUAAUUCUGAGAAGCACAGAUCUAGUAGUCAUUCAGAAAAACAUAAGGCAAGUGCGUCAGAUAAGCACAAGAGUCAUGCAGAGAAAGGUUCAAGUCACAUAGAAAAAAGCUCAAGCCAUUCAGACAAACAUAGUUCUAGCAAAUCGGGGAAGGAAAAACAUAAACAUUCAUCGGAAAAAGAAAACAGUGAUAAACACAAAUCAAAAGAAAUCAGUAGUAGUAGCAGUAAAGACAAACAUAAUUCAUCAAGUAAGGAAAAAUCUAAAGAUAAAAGUUCCUCUAGAGAAAAAGAUAACAGUCAGAAAAGCGAGAAGAAACAUUCAUCAAAAGACACUGAAUCGAAAAGUAGCAAUAAAAGAAAGUCAGAAAGUGAUCAUGAUAAGAGCAGUAAGAAAAGCAAACAUAAAUCAAGUUCUAGUAGUAAGUCUAGCAGUAAGUCGAAAGACGACGAACCAAAGAAGAAAAAAGGUGAAGACAGUGAUGAUGGGAUUGACUGUGGCUCGGGUGCCAGUUUUGCAGAAGCAUUGGGUAUGAUCAGUCCGGCCAAGCCUAAGAAGAAACCCACAUCUAAAGACAACACAAUGUCGCCUAACUCUGGUAACGAAGACCUAAGUCCAGCAACGAUGUUAGCCCCCACCGCUAAGCUGGCGCCGCUACCGGCACUAGAGAUAUCUGCAUUACCAGAGAUAUCGCCCAACUACCGCCCGCGCCCGCCGCCUAAGUUCCUACCGCACUUCACUGAUGAGGACGCUCUGAGUGCUGGCAUAUCGUCCAAAAACCAAAGAACGAAAGUGUACUCCGGUAACAAAGUGAUCGGAAAAAUUACUACAUUAUAUGAAAUGUGUGUACAUGUCUUGCAAGAACACAUAGACGCACUCGAAUACACUGGUGGAGUUCCAUAUGAAAUACUAAAGCCGGUAGUUGACAAAGCGACUCCUCAGCAAUUGUUUGUGUUGGAACAUUACAAUCCAUAUUUAAUGGAGGACACUGACCAUCUCUGGCAAAAGUUCUGUGAGAAGAACUUCAGAAACAAGAAGAGACAAGAGAUGGAGACGUGGCGGGAAAUGUACAUGCGCUGUCAAGAAGAACAAGAAAUAAAACUGAAGUCUCUCACAACUAACAUAAGGAUAGCUCAAGAGGCCAAAAAAGCUCCUAUUAAACAAACAAAGAUGGCUUACGUGGACUCUGUUGUGAAACCUCCACGUAAUAUAUUAAAAAAACAAGCUCAACACGGAACCGCUUUUGCAGCAACAGCCAGUCCAGCAGCCAGAGUAGCCUCGCUAGCAUCUGCUCCCAAUGUACUAAAAGGUGGCAGGGCAGCCCCCAUGCCUGUCACAACUUCAUCCUCAUCCUCGUUCAAACCCAAAAAAGCACCUCUCAUGCAGAAAGCCUUACAGUUCAUGCGUGGAAGAAAACGA